CGUCCACCACGCCGUAGCCAGUUUUCUUCGUUAUUUCGUUGCGCUCGUGGUUGGUAGCGGUCGUCGUUGUCGUUUGUUGAUCGCGUGAAUGCGUGAUGCAGUGAUGGGGCACGCGGCUAAGUGAAGAUGCGAUAUGCGCGCGGUCCUCGUGCCCGUCUGUCUGCUGCUCGUGUCCCCGAUUUCCACCACGUCCUGGACCUCAAGCAGCGAAUUAGUACUCAACCCGAAGCAAAUGUGUAAAAAGGCGCGCAGGUCCCGAUCAAAAAUGGCCGACAUUUGCAACAACAAACCGGGAUUGGUGCAGCACGUCCAGAGCGGGGUGGGACUUGCGCAGGCGGAGUGCCAGUACCAAUUCCGGCACCGGCGCUGGAACUGCACCAGCGCCAAGAAAAGUAUUAAAAAGGUGAUGCUUAGAGAUACGAGAGAGACUGGCUUCGUAAAUGCCAUUAUAGCCGCUGGGAUAACUUAUCAAGUAACGCGUGCUUGUACAAAGGGAGAACAAAUCGGUUGUUCAUGUGAUAAAUCUAGGAAUAAGAGAAAAAAUAAAAAAAAGAAAACAAUGAACGUGCCCGAAGGGGAUUGGGCGUGGGAUGGCUGUGGGGAGAACAUAGAGUACGGAAUCAAAAGGUCCAAGGACUUCUUGGACACGCGAUACAAGAAGAAGAGUGACAUGAAAACCUUAGUUAAGCUACACAAUUACGUCGCGGGACGAUUGGCGAUCAAAAACUACAUGCACAAAGAAUGUAAAUGCCACGGUCUGUCCGGUUCUUGUACCCUUAAGACCUGCAUGCGAAAAAUGCCCAGUUUCCGGGAAAUUGGAAACCGACUAAAACAACGUUUCGACGGUGCUGCCAAAGUGAUUCCUGGUAACGAUGGGAAAAGUUUCAUUCCAGAAGGGGACACGAUUAAGCCGCCGAGCAAGGCGGAUCUGGUCUACUCGGAGGAAUCGUCGAAUUUCUGUAACCCGAAUAACACCCUGGGUAGUUUCGGGACGCAGGGGAGAGUUUGUAACGAGACUUCCCCAGGAGAAGACGGCUGCGGGAUCCUGUGUUGCGGCAGGAAGUCGCAGAGUUUCACCAAGGUGGUGCAGAAGAACUGUCAGUGCGAGUUUCAUUUUUGUUGUGAUGUGAAAUGUAAAGUUUGUAACGAGACGGUGCGGUAUAGCGUUUGUCAAUAGUUUGUGAUUCCUUUUUUGUCAUUUUCUUUUGUAUAUAGUUGUAAUUUAUCGUAUUUGUCAUUGGAUGUGAUCUUUUUCGGUUACUAAUAAAGCUUGUACAUACUA
Anthonomus grandis grandis is the source of this 1282-nucleotide messenger RNA. RefSeq names its product protein Wnt-6 (gene Wnt6). Lineage: Eukaryota; Metazoa; Arthropoda; Insecta; Coleoptera; Curculionidae. Gene Ontology annotation, cellular component: extracellular region. Gene Ontology annotation, biological process: multicellular organism development; neuron differentiation; canonical Wnt signaling pathway. Gene Ontology annotation, molecular function: cytokine activity; frizzled binding. The record is from RefSeq and is a predicted model, not a curated record. The transcript is spliced from 5 exons. Bases 134 to 1177 code for a protein of 347 amino acids.